Delphinapterus leucas (beluga whale) is the source of this 5545-nucleotide messenger RNA. The record is from RefSeq and is a predicted model, not a curated record. Lineage: Eukaryota; Metazoa; Chordata; Mammalia; Artiodactyla; Monodontidae.
AAGAGCAGGUAAGCUGGGGACCAUGGAGCAGAGCAGCUUGAGGGGAGGGGGGCUGAGAGAUUUCAGACCAGUGCAGAGACCUCUGUCUGAGAUGUGAGCAGGGUGGAGGACAAGGUCUCACCGCUCAAGCAGCGCUAACUUUGCAGGGCUCUCUCUGGAGCUACGCUGGAAACUUGGGAGACCAAAACUGCCUCCACUGCUCACCGCUUUGAUUUUUUGCCGAGUUGCUGGCUAGGUUGAGGAGAGCCAGAGCCCACAGGCCUCCUAGGAUAACAGCCCCAAACAGGCUGGUGGCACCCUCCAGCUGAAGGUGUUCCCUCAGCUCCCCAGGGCAUGUGGUCGUGAGACAGAACCCACAGACCCUGCAGGAACAGGACUCCCAGGGCCAUGGCCCAGGUCAGCAUCAACAGUGACCUUGGCGAGUGGGGCUUAAGCACAGACUCCGGGGAGCGUGCCCGUCUGCUGCAGAGUCCCUCUGUGGACAUAGCCCCCAAGAGUGAGGGGGAGGCCCCUCCUGGGGGUCUGGGCAGAGGCACCACUUCCACACUUGGAGCCAUCUUCAUCGUUGUCAAUGCCUGCCUGGGCGCAGGGCUGCUCAACUUCCCAGCAGCCUUCAGCACUGCCGGGGGAGUGGCAGCUGGCAUCACGCUGCAGAUGGCCAUGCUGGUUUUCAUCAUCAGUGGCCUCGUCAUCCUGGCCUACUGCUCCCAGGCCAGCAAUGAGAGGACCUACCAGGAGGUGGUGUGGGCUGUGUGUGGCAAGCUGACAGGCGUGCUGUGUGAGGUGGCCAUUGCCACCUACACCUUCGGGACCUGCAUCGCCUUCCUCAUCAUCAUCGGGGACCAGCAGGACAAGAGUGAGGUCCCCCCUCAGUACCCCCCCAGCCCUGGGGGUCAUGCGGUGGGUGGGAAAGAGCAUGGAACACCUGCCCAAGGCCUGGCCUGGGCCCGGCAUUCAUCUGGGAGUCCUCCCUCCUGGCUGCUGGGCCCAUUAGACAGAUGGAGGUCCCAGCAGAGGUGGAGGACCACACCCUGCAGUAGCCUGGCAUCACGUUCCCUCCUUCCUCCCUGUGCAGUUAUAGCUGUGAUGGCAAAGGAGCCUGAGGGGGCCGGCGGCAGCCCCUGGUACACAGACCGCAAGUUCACCAUCAGCCUCACUGCCUUCCUCUUCAUCCUGCCCCUUUCCAUCCCCAGGGAGAUCGGCUUCCAGAAAUAUGCCAGCUUCCUGAGCGUCGUGGGCACCUGGUAUGUCACUGCCAUCGUUAUCAUCAAAUACAUCUGGCCUGAUAAAGAGAUGACCCCAGCGGACAUCCUGAACAGGCCAGCUUCCUGGAUAGCUGUGUUCAAUGCCAUGCCCACCAUCUGCUUCGGAUUUCAGUGCCACGUGAGCAGUGUUCCCGUCUUCAACAGCAUGCGGCGGCCUGAGGUGAAGACCUGGGGUGGGGUGGUGACGGCCGCCAUGGUCAUAGCCCUCGCUGUCUACAUGGGCACAGGCAUCUGUGGCUUCCUGACCUUUGGAGCUGCUGUGGACCCCGAUGUGCUCCUGUCCUACCCAUCGGAGGACAUGGCUGUGGCCGUCGCCCGCGCCUUCAUCAUCCUGAGCGUGCUAACCUCCUACCCCAUCCUGCACUUCUGUGGGCGGGCGGUGGUCGAAGGCCUGUGGCUGCGCUACCAGGGGAUGCCGGUGGAGGAGGACGUGGGGCGGGAGCGGCGGCGGCGAGUACUGCAGACGCUGGUCUGGUUCCUGCUUACCCUGCUGCUGGCGCUCUUCAUCCCUGACAUCGGCAAGGUCAUCUCGGUCAUUGGAGGACUGGCCGCCUGCUUCAUCUUCGUCUUCCCAGGGCUGUGCCUCAUUCAAGCCAAACUCUCUGAGAUGGAGGAAGUCAAGCCAGCCAGCUGGUGGGCGAUGGUCAGUUACGGAGUCCUCUUGGUCACCCUGGGAGCCUUCAUCUUCGGCCAGACCACAGCCAACGCCAUUUUUGUGGAUCUCUUGGCAUAACCAGUGCCUCCCAGGGAAUUCUUGGCCUUUGCCAUUGGACCCUGGAACCCAUCUCGUAGAGCUUCAGGACCACCCUGAGUCCGGCAUCAUUCCCCUCUACUGGUGGGAUGACAUCUGGACAUCCUUUUCCAGGGACAGUUCUGGGGUGAAAUCAGGCCCCACAACCCUGGACAGCUCCCUUCCUGCCCCCGCAUCCUGGCAGUGCCAUGAAUGGUAGGAGGAGGUCUCGUGUCACAGAAGAACCUUCCCCCCUCUUCCACCUCUCAAUUUCUCCAUGCCUGGAAGCCACGGGUGAAGAGAGUCGGUAGGUCUCCGAAGGAACAACUCAGCCUGACUUCCCUCUGGAGAAAGAGUGUGGACCAAGGGCUGCCAUCCUCCACAGAGAAGCCUGCCCUGAGUAGGGGCUGUGCUCAUUACCCCGGGGCUCAGUGCCUGCUCCAGUCUGUCGGCAGCCCAGCCAGCAGUGGCUUCCUCCAGCAAGUUCCAAAGGUAGCACUGAAAUCAUACAGGUGCGCCGAGGCAGGCAGAUGGAUGCCUUGUCCACUGCCUCCUGGGCCUGCGGUGAGCCUGAGAGCCCUCUUGCCCAUGGCUGGUUGACAUUUCCCAAGCCUUUUGGGGCCUCGCCCUGUCUUCUUACCCAGACCUGAUGGUCCAGGCAUCCCUCUGCUCCUCCAUCCCCAGACAUCACCAAGUCUAAUGUUUACAAACGGUGCCAGCCCAGCUCUGAGCCAGGGGCCAGGGGCCGUCCCGUGCCACGGUGCUGUGAGUACUCCUCCCUUAACUUUCCCCAAGGCGGGGAGUGUGCUUUUCUCUCUCAGAUUCCUGAUGGGUCCCUCUUUUCAGAGGCACAAGGGUGGGUGAGGGAGCAAGCUGGGAACCCCAUGCAGGCUGGGCUGGUGAGGAUCAAGGUGAACCUGUCUGGCAUCUUCACUUUGAAUGGCUGCUUCUCUUCUCCCUGCCCUGCACGUCCCCCCUUCCCUGCCAACCCAGCCUGGUACCCUGGAGACAAGAAAGGCAGCUGAGUGGCCACUGACUAGGCAACAUCUGAGUGUAGUCACGCCAGCCUACAAGUUUCCCUUCCAGUCUGGAUCUUGUCUGCUUCUGUUCCCCAUCACCUCUUCGCCACCACCCCAUUUUUCUAUGUAGCUCAGUCUCUCCUGUUCACAUAAGUAUGGGUGUGGGGGUGGACCAAACCCUCUCUCGUCCACUUCCUCAGCUCCACAGGUCUACCAGGCCUGGCCUCGGCGGCCUGUCGAUCACACUGAGGUCGCACCUACGUUGUGCCCCAGGCGGGGUGAGGAAGGAUAUUUUCCCCUUUCAUAUUUUGAACACCUUGGCCACUCACUUAGGCCAAGCCUAGGCACCGAAUCAGGCUUCCUCUGCCUGGAACACCUAGCGUUCUCCCUCCUGCCUAAAACCUCUGAACGCAGUGGUGGGGUGAGAGGGAUCCCUGCCCUCAGGACAGUGAGACUGAAGAAGCAGGGCCUUGCUGGGGCCAAACAGGCUUCUGCUCAGACCCCCGGACUGGGUGACCUGCCUUUCCUCACGUUCCCUGGGGGCCAGGCCCACGUGGCCGUUUUCCCUCUGCCUGCUGCACAGCACCAGGCCCUGCCAGUGCCCACCCCAGAUACAGUCAGGAGGAUGGCCCAUCAGCAGCAGGGCUGCACUGCCUCCUAAUGUUGGAUUUCAGUGAGGGCUGGGGGCAUGUAUGGGGAAAAUGAGCUGGAAUCUGGCCUAACCUCAGGAGCACCUUCCCCUGCCCUCUCUGCCAGGGCAUUUUACUGUUUCUUUUCUACUUCUGCACAUUCAGACCAGGGAGGAUGGUUAAUAAAAAGGGACUUGUGCUGCUGAGCUGCGUGGCCUGUGUCUGGUGCCAGGGACAGUCCAGGCCACUGACAGGAGGAAGACGGGCUGGAGUGGGAGUAGGGGUUGGGGUGCGAUAGGCCGUUUGGCCUCACCAUCUGUGACCCCUUACUCAAGAAUGGGCCCAUCACGCUCCCUUUCCCAAGCCGGAAACCUGCAAGUGGUUCUUAACACUUCUCUCUCCUUCCACAUCCCAUCAGACUUUCCCCACUGACUUGGGACUCCGCCUUGGUCUGUCCUGCUGCCUCUACCUUGGUUCAAGUCCUUCCUGUGUCUUCCCUGCACCAUUGCAGCCUCAGAUUAGCUUCUGUGUUGUAUGACCCUCCCUGACCUCAAGUUUUGGGGUGAGCUUCAAACCCCUGAGUAUCCCUCCCACUUUGUCCUUUCAGAGGCAGGUGUUGAGAGCAGGCGCUAUUGUCCUGGUUAUGGAGCCUCUCACUGCUCAGCGCUGGGGAGAAGAUAUUCAGCAAAACACACCAGCUCUGCUGUCAGUCUACUGGGGAUGACUGAUGCUUAGCAAGUCAUCACAAAUAUAAACAUGCAAGUUGUGAUAAAUGCCAAGAAGGGAAAAUACAGAAUGUUAUAUUUGGGGGUCUGAAGCUUCCCUGGGGAGUCAAGGAAGGUUUCUUGGAGGAAUUGACAUAUGAACUGGCCCCUGAGUGAUGAGUAGAAUGAACUAAGUGAAGAGAGGUGGGGAGACCUUUCCAGGCUGUGGGAAAUGCAUGUGCAAAUGCCCUGUGAUUUGAGGAACUGGAAAGUGGCCAUUGUCGGUGGAGCAUUACCUGGGUGUGGGAGAGCAGCAGAGGUGAGAGCAGAGCAUUCUGACAUGGUCUGCAACGGCUCCCCCUGGUCCUCAGAAUAAAGUCGAACCCGCCCACCUUCUACCACACUCCGCAUCCCUGUUCGGGUAUUUUGCAAAGACCCCUCCCUCCUGGUGGAGGUGGGGACCCUCUCCAAGGAGGAAACAUGUUGCAAGACUAGACAGGUGGGACAGCUUUGGGCCAUGGUUCACACCUGCCUAGUGGGCCAAGAGCUUGAGGUUUGGUUUCACUUUCUCUGAGUGAACAGAGGGAAGGAAAGGUUACAUCUAGGCCACAGGCAAAUGCCCAGCCAAAUUCAUUCAAGUCAAGACUUGUAAGCACUUAAUCAGUGUCUGUCUCCCUGUUAGACUGUAAGUUCCACGGGAGCAGGGUCACAUCUCCCUUGUCCAUCAGGUAUCUUAGCCAGUGCCUGGCACAUAGCAAGUGUUCAGUAGUUGGUGAACAAAUGAUUGAAUGAAUAUCAACUAACACUUGUUGAUUUCUUACUUUGUGCCAGCACUUAACUUGCAACAUUCACAUUUGGUCUUCAUGACAACUCUAUGCAAAAGUGAAAGCUGAGAGAUGUUACACAGUGUGCCCAGGGAGUAAAAUUGGAGCCCUCUUGCCGUGCAUGAAUGAACAAGUGAGCAGAGGGCUCUCUCAGUCUGGUGAUUUCUGACCCUGGAAGGCAAGCUCAGGAACCUCCAGCCCUCAUGCUGGCACCAACAUCAGACCCUAAAACCUUUGACUUACUGUCCCAUCCAAACUGUGUCAGGUUGUGGGAUGCCUGUUGGCUGGUGGCUCUGGGCAAGUCGCUUCCCCUCUCUGGGCUUCUGUUUCCAGAAUCUCUAACAUGGGACUGAUCAUCACUGACCUUACUUACC